Molecule: messenger RNA, 739 nt
Organism: Saitoella complicata NRRL Y-17804
Lineage: Eukaryota; Fungi; Ascomycota; Saitoellomycetes; Saitoellales; Saitoellaceae
Exons: 2
Coding region: 68-736 (222 amino acids)
Biological process (GO): RNA processing; mitochondrial translation
Cellular component (GO): mitochondrial large ribosomal subunit
Molecular function (GO): ribonuclease III activity; structural constituent of ribosome
Source: RefSeq, a predicted model, not a curated record
GCACAUAUUUCCAAGGUGCGACGGAACUCCUCGAUCACCGUACAAGAAACAGAGGUUCAAAUCAACAAUGACCUGUCGAAGAACCAUCCAACGAGUCUGCGCUCGAACCCUCCUCGCUCCCUCCCCCACCCUCGCGCGACCCUUCGCCUCCACGGUACCAUCACACAAGGCACCACACCCCCUACGAAUCCGACAAAACUUCGACGUGAAUGACGAUAUCGAGGUGGUACAGGCACAGAUUAAGAAAUUGACGGGAGAGACGUUGCCGGAUGCGGUGGCGUGGCAGGCUGUUACGCAUAAAUCUUUUGCGCACGGGAAGGAAGGGUAUAAUGACAAGUUGGCGUUUAUGGGUCGACGAGUGUUGAAGUUUCACCUGGCUUUGCAGCUCGCUAGUAGAGAGUCUUCGAGGCCCAGUGCUAUCAACAACAAAGCGAUCGAGAGCGUCACCUCUGCACGAUUGGACAACGCGACAAAGGCCAGCACACUCUUCUCCGUCGCCCAAAACAUGGGUCUCAAUAUCCAAGACGUGAUGAGAUGGAAGCCCAAGCAGACGGGUGAUCUGGAGUUGAGUGGUGUGAAGGGUGUUGUUGGAGAUUGUUUGACUGCGAUGAUUGGUGCUGUGUUUAUGACGAAGGGAGGACAGGCUGCUGAGGAGCUUGUGGUGAAGAAGGUUUUGCCGCACAUUAUUGGUGUUGGGAACCCCAGGCAGUCGAGCAGGAAGCAGGUUGAGGCAUGAUGU